AUGACUUCUCGAUUAAUGCCGUCAGCCAGUUCUGGCCGGCGUUGGGCCUCUUUACGCUGCCCUUCAUUGCGCCGAACCCUGACAACCUCGCGAAUUUUCCUUUCGCAAGCCUUCCACUCACAGCUCGAAGAUCCUGCAACUGCCUCAGUCCUUGCGUCAUUGCAGACAGCUAAAACCCCGCAGACGUUGACCGAGAAAAUCGUCCAGAAAUACUCCGUUGGUCUGGCCAAGGAUAAGAUUGUCAAGGCUGGCGACUAUGUCACCAUUUCUCCACACCGAUGCAUGACACACGACAACACUUGGCCGGUAGCCUUGAAAUUCAUGUCUAUCGGAGCUUCCAAGCUGCAUGACCCUAAGCAGAUUGUCAUGACCCUCGACCAUGACGUGCAAAACAAGUCGGAAAAGAACCUGCAGAAGUACCAGCAGAUCGAGGAGUUUGCCAAGAUGCAUGGCGUUGAAUUUUACCCUGCUGGUCGUGGUAUUGGUCACCAAAUCAUGGCCGAGGAGGGAUUUGCUUUCCCCGGAACCCUUUGCGUCGCGUCGGACAGUCAUUCGAACCAUUAUGGUGGCAUUGGUUGUCUGGGUACACCUAUUGUGCGAACUGACGCUGCCAGUGUUUGGAGCACGGGGCGUACAUGGUGGCAGGUUCCACCAAUUGCCAAAGUCACUUUCACCGGUGUCUUACCAGCUGGAGUCACUGGCAAGGACGUGAUUGUCGCCCUUUGCGGUCUGUUCAACAAGGAUGAUGUUUUGAACCAUGCCAUCGAAUUCACUGGAUCUGAGGAGACCAUGCGAAGCUUGCCCGUAGACUAUCGAUUCACUAUUGCCAACAUGACCACCGAGUGGGGUGCGUUGUCCGGAUUGUUCCCUAUGGACGGUGUGCUUAAGGGUUGGCUGAAAGCCAAGGCUACCACGGCUGCUAUGGGUCUGGCUGAGGGUCCUUUCAAGACCCUUGCUGCUAAGCAUUUCACUCAUCCGAUUAUCGAGGAGCUUUUUGCCAACCCUCUGACUGCUGACAAGGGAGCCAAGUAUGCCAAGGAGUUGUACUUGGAUUUGUCUUCGCUUUCUCCCUAUGUCGCUGGGCCAAAUUCAGUCAAGGUCACGACACCUCUGAAGGAACUGGAAGCCGAAAACAUCAAGGUUGACAAGGCUUACCUCGUGUCAUGUACUAACUCCCGUGCUUCUGAUAUUGCGGCGGCGGCUCGCGUCUUCAGGGAGGCGGCAGAAAAGAACGAUGGCAAGGUCCCGAAGAUUGCGGAUGGUGUCAAGUUCUACAUUGCUGCAGCUUCUAUCCCCGAGCAACUCGCAGCUGAAGAAGCCGGUGACUGGCAAGUCCUAUUAGAUGCCGGCGCGACUACCUUACCUGCGGGUUGCGGUCCUUGUAUCGGCUUGGGAACUGGAUUACUUGAGCCUGGCGAGGUUGGUGUCAGUGCCUCGAACCGUAACUUCAAGGGUCGUAUGGGCUCUACUGAUGCUCGCGCUUAUCUGGCCAGCCCUGAAGUAGUCGCAGCAAGUGCGCUUACCGGAAAACUUUCGGGUCCUGGCUGGUAUGAGACUCCCGAGGGUUGGACUGGCGUUCAAUGCGGCGAGGGCGAUGGUAUCCAAGAAGCCGACCGCAUGCUUACCACUGAGGAGGCUCUUGAGAAACUUCUCGGACAGAUGGAUGACCUUGUCGCUGACGGAGAAAAGGAGUUCUUCCCUGAAACUACCGCUGAAGGAGCCGCCUCUUCAGAUGAUGCUUUGACUGAACUUUACCCUGGUUUCCCCGAGCGGGUUUCUGGAGAGAUUGUGUUCUGUGAUGCUGAUAACAUCAAUACUGAUGGUAUCUACCCUGGUAAAUACACUUACCAGGACAAUGUAUCCGUGGAGACCAUGGCUCAAGUCUGCAUGGAGAACUAUGACACUGAAUUCUCUUCCGUCGCUAAGAAGGGAGACAUUCUGGUGACUGGUUUCAACUUCGGAUGUGGUAGCUCUCGUGAGCAAGCUGCUACUGCCAUUCUGGCCAAGGAGAUCCCCUUGGUGGUGGCUGGUAGCUUUGGAAACAUCUUCUCGCGAAACAGCAUUAACAACGCGCUGAUGGGGUUGGAGGUUCCCCGCUUGGUCAGCCGUCUGCGUGAGACCUUUGGCGACAAGACCUUGACCCGCCGGACUGGCUGGACUCUUACUUGGGACGUUCGCCGUAGCCAGAUCGAGAUUCAGGAGGGCGAAAACGGCCCUAAGUGGACUCACAAGGUCGGUGAGUUGCCUCCCAACGUUCAAGAGAUCAUCGCCAAGGGUGGUCUGGAGAAGUGGGUCAAGAACGCUAUUGCAGCAUAG
Molecule: messenger RNA, 2316 nt
Organism: Penicillium chermesinum
Lineage: Eukaryota; Fungi; Ascomycota; Eurotiomycetes; Eurotiales; Aspergillaceae
Gene: lysF
Product: homoaconitase LysF
Exons: 4
Coding region: 1-2316 (771 amino acids)
Biological process (GO): L-lysine biosynthetic process
Molecular function (GO): 4 iron, 4 sulfur cluster binding; homoaconitate hydratase activity
Source: RefSeq, a predicted model, not a curated record